This is a messenger RNA of Knipowitschia caucasica, 504 nucleotides long. The record is from the annotation of a GenBank genome assembly. NCBI's taxonomy places the organism in Eukaryota, Metazoa, Chordata, Actinopteri, Gobiiformes, Gobiidae.
AUGGGAAAGAACGAGGGACCAGGGGAAAGAACGAGGGACCAGGGAAAGAACGAGGGACCAGGGAAAGAACGAGGGACCGACAGGGACCAGGGAAAGAACGAGGGACCAGGGAAAGAACGAGGGACCAGGGAAAGAACGAGGGACCAGGGAAAGAACGAGGGACCAGGGAAAGAACGAGGGACCAGGGAAGAACGAGGGACCAGGGGAAAGAACGAGGGACCAGGGAAAGAACGAGGGACCAGGGGAAAGAACGAGGGACCAGGGAAAAGAACGAGGGACCAGGGGAAAGAACGAGGGACCAGGGAAAAGAACGAGGGACCAGGGAAAAGAACGAGGGACCAGGGGAAAGAACGAGGGACCAGGGAAAGAACGAGGAACCAGGUAAAGAACGAGGGACCAGGGGAAAGAACGAGGGACCAGGGGAAAGAACGAGGGACCAUGGGUAAGAACGAGGGACCAUGGGUAAGAACGAGGGACCAGGGGAAAGAACGAGGGACCAAGUGA